Messenger RNA from Lolium perenne, 1413 nucleotides. Its product is annotated as aspartic proteinase nepenthesin-1-like. Gene Ontology annotation, cellular component: extracellular region. The record is from RefSeq and is a predicted model, not a curated record. Lineage: Eukaryota; Viridiplantae; Streptophyta; Magnoliopsida; Poales; Poaceae.
AUGAAAGAUCUGGCAGCGUUGAAGCUUUUACCCUGCCUUCUUUUCCUAGCUAUCGUGUUCGCCUGUCAGCCCUGCACCUGGGCGACUAGCGCCGCCUUGCGCGCCGACCUCACGCACGUCGACAGCGGGCGUGGCUUCACCAACGGCGAGCUGCUCCGCCGGAUGGCUGCUCGUUCGACGGCACGAGCGGCCAGCCUGCGGUAUUCUUCAUCCGCCCGCCCCGGCGACGCCAGCAAGGCUGAGGCGGUGACCGUGCCGAUGGCUCGCGGCAACACCGACACGGAGUACUACGGUUCCGAGUACCUCAUCCACUUCGGUAUCGGCACGCCGAGGCCGCAGCCGGUGGCGCUGGCGUUGGACACCGGCAGCGACCUAAUCUGGACGCAGUGCGGGUGCAUCGUCUGCUUCGACCAGCCGCUCCCUCUGGUGGACACCUCUGCCUCCGCCACCGUCCGUGGCCUCUCUUGCACCGACCCUCUCUGCCGGAGCGGAGGAGGCCUCCCGCUCUCCGGGUGCGCCGCCGACGACAACGUUUGCUUCUACGUCUACGCCUACGCCGACCAAACGGUCACGACGGGCAAGAUCAUGGAGGACACCUUCACGUUCCAGGCGCCAAACGGCACGGGCGUCGCCGCCGUGCCGAGCCUCCGCUUCGGAUGUGGCGUGUACAACACCGGCAGCUUCAUAUCCAACGAGUCGGGCGUCGCCGGCUUCGCCCGUGGGCCGCUGUCGCUGCCUUCGCAGCUCAAAGUCACCAGCUUCUCGUAUUGCCUCACGGCCAUAGCAGAUGGCACGACCAGCCCGGUGUUCCUGGGCACGAUGGACAGCCUCCAAGCGCAGGCCACGGGGCCCAUCCAGUCCACCCCGUUCGCCCCAGGCCCCGCGGGCAGCUUGUUCUACUACCUUUCGCUCCAAGGGAUCACCGUCGGCAAGACGCGACUGCCCUUCAACGCCUCCGUCUUCGCGAUCAAGGACGACGGCUCGGGCGGGACCAUCAUCGACUCCGGCACAUCCAUCACCAACUUCCCGCAGGCCGUGUUCGAAAGCCUCCAGGAGGCGUUCGUGUCGCAGAUGCCGCUGCCCGUCGCAAACAACUCCGACGGCAGGCUGUGCUUCGCCGCCAUCUCCUCUUCGUCCUCCACUGCGGCGGACACGACCAAAGUGCGUGUGCCCAAGCUCAUCCUCCACCUGGACGGCGCCGACUGGGACAUCCCGCGGGAGAAUUACAUGCUGCACGUCCAAGACGUUGACGGCACCGGCGCCGGCGACGGGCUGUGCCUGGUCAUCGAUUCGUCAGGCGUCGACGACGGCUUCACCAUCAUAGGCAACUUCCAGCAGCAGAACACCCACAUCGUCUACGACCUCGAAGCCAAUAAGAUGAGCUUCGCGCCCGCACGCUGCAACAAGCUCUGA